Equus caballus (horse) is the source of this 3822-nucleotide messenger RNA. The record is from RefSeq and is a predicted model, not a curated record. Lineage: Eukaryota; Metazoa; Chordata; Mammalia; Perissodactyla; Equidae.
AUGUCCUUAGAUAGAAAAUCCUGAUCCUUUGAAUUUGAUAAGGAAAUCAAAGACCAGUGUCUUUGAAUUGGAAUUUUAGAAAAUGUUCUUGAGGUUUCCUUCAGAUAACUUCCACUGCUCCCUCUAGACCACUCUGCUGCGAGCCUGACUUGUCUGUGUAGCUUCCUGUUAGCAUCACCCAAAUGUGUCUCUUUCUCAGGACAUUGUAGCAUCAUCCGUUUGAAAGUCCUACUAGGCUCUUCCUCCCCUUACCAGUCUCUGGCUUCCACUCCCAUCAUGUCUCCCCCAGCCCCCAAUAGGCCCACAGCUUACCUCUCACUUCAUUUAGGCCGUUGCCCAAAGGAGAGUCCUUUCCUGACCCGUAACUAAACUAGCAGCCACCUCAGCACUCAGUCUCCCCUCCCCUGUUCUGUUUUUCUUCGCACACUGUGUCACUACUGAUAUUACAUUGAUUGACCCCAGUCCUCACUCCCUCUUAACUAGUGCACGCUAGAAUGGAAGCUUUAUGAAACUGUGUAGGUUUUUUUCAUUGCUAAAUCCCCAGUUGCUGGAAUAGUGACUGGCCCAUGGUGGAAACUGUGAAUUUUAUUAAAGGAGUGAAUAGCUCCUGUAUCCAUCCCUUUGCCCAUCUCUCAUUGCAGCUUUCAUUCAGGACCCUGUUACCUCUUACCUGGACUACUACUCAGCUUUCCUACCUGACUUUGACCUCUAGUAUCACUGCCUUCAUUUUUUUUUUUCCCAUUGUGUUACACUACCAGUAAUCUUUUUGACACCAAACUGGUCGUUUCAGUCCUGUAAAAUUCUUCAGUGGUCCUCUUUUUUUCGUAUAGAAUAAAAUAUAAACUCAUUUACAUAGCAUGUGAACUAUUUAUUUAUAAUAAGACUUCCACCUAGCUGUCCAAUGCCAUCCCUACCCAACUGCUCCUCACACUUUAUAUUGGACGGCCUGAAGUUUCUAAAUAUGCUGUGGUUUCUUGCUUCCAUGCCUUUCCAUAUGCUGCAACAUUUUUCAGGAUUAACAAUACUCUCGACCCCUUAUGCUCCAGCUUGUUGAUCUAGCAAACUGAGAGUUGGCUCAAACUCUCUUUGGGUCUUCUUUGUGAAGCAUCCCGUGUUUCUCAGUCCUAGGGCGGUUUUGCACAGUGAUUAUGAAUUUUGGAGUCAGAAAGGCCUUGUGUUCAAAUCUCAUUCUAUCAUUGUGAUGUCUAAGACAAUGCCUGUGACGUGCCUGGAACAUCCUAGGUGCCCAGUAAUUGUUAGCUCCUAUUCUUAGGGGUCCUUCCUAUGGUCCCAUUGCAUUUUGUACAUAUCUCCAAGGAUAGCAAUUGCUUUUAGUUCACUAGGCCAUAAGCUCCUAGGGUAGUUACUCCAGCACGCAAAGAAUCAUCUGGAGACAGUGUUAAAACAGAUUCCUAGGCCCACCUCUAAGGAUUCUAAUGUGGGUCUAGGGUGGGACCCAUGAAUUUACAUUUCUACCAGGCUUUCAGGUGAUUAUGAUGCUUCUGGUUCAAAGACCACACUUUGAGUAGCAGUGUCCUAAUGGAUAUGAACCAAGCCUUUUCCCCUUGGUUACUGUCAUAGUAGGUGCUCAAAAAAGUGUCUGUUGAAUGGAUUGUGAGGGAAAGGAUAAAAGGGGGUUGGCAAAAAUCUGUAAAUCAACAGAUGGAAUAGCUUAGAAUAUUGAUUUCUGUGAUUAAUUGACUUUAUACAAAAUAUUUGAAUGAAAGAUUGGUUUUGGUAGAGCGUGAACUUUUAAAGAAUAAAUGUAUGUAAAUAAGGCUAGUAGCUUUUGUUAGUGACCCAUACUUUUCUUUUGAAGAGUCUAAGACUAAGACCCUGUGCAGAAAAUGCUACGCUUCCUCUUUUUUUUUAAGCUAUCCUUUGACCAACUGUAGAUUUAGAAGUAGGCAAGGGGCAGGUAAGGAGAAAAUAGGAAGUUUUCAGGAGGAUGGAAGAGAGGCAGGCAAUUGAAGAUGGUCCAUUCUAGUGAAAGAGGAAUACAUAGUUCUUGAAUGCAUAGUUCAAUACACAUUUAUUUACACUCUCUUUUGACCCUACAAUGUAAGAAGUGAUGAGAUGCUACAAACUGGAUGGUGAUAAAUAAAACAAGUUAUGUAGAACAAGGUGACUGGUUGCGUCCAGGCCUCUCAUCUCUAUGUUCAUGUCAUCCCUCUAAGCACGUUUUAGGCUUCAGUCACAAUUACAUUGCACUGUAUAAUUUGCAAAAUACUUUUACCUAUAUAAAAUCAGGCUGCCUUCAACUGCAAGUAAGAAUAUCCAAAACAAGAAGGAAGUGUCUGGGCUCACAUACCCAGAGGCUGGAAGGAUGUUAAGUUUCAGGGUUACUGAGUCCAGUUACUCAGACCCUGUUUUCCUGCAUUCUUCUGGCUCUGCCAACUUCCCAUCCUCCAUGUGUUUGCUUUAUCCUCAGCCUGAUACCAAGUUUUGGAUCUCAUAUCCACACACAGCAACAUCCAGAAGAAGAUGGGGUCUCAGAAGUCUUCAGCCAACCUUGUCUUGGGUCUCCUGGGGCCGAGUUAAGUCACAAGCCAAGCCUACACCAGUCUUUGGCAGAGAAGCUUUGAUUGCUGACCGAAGGAAGAAGCUGACCUGGGCCAUAACCAUCACCAUGAUAGGUGUGGUUCUCUUUGAUUUUGCUGCUGACUUCAUUGAUGGGCCCAUCAAAGCCUACUUAUUUGAUGUCUGCUCCCAUCAGGACAAGGAGAGGGGCCUCCACCACCACGCUCUCUUCACAGGUCUCGGAGGUGCCCUGGGCUACAUUUUGGGCGCCAUUGACUGGGCGCAUCUGAAACUGGGAAGAAUGCUGGGCACAGAAUUCCAGGUCAUGUUCUUCUUCUCCGCCUUGAUGCUUACUUUGUGUGUUGUUAUUCAUCUGUGCAGUAUUCCUGAAGCCCCACUUAGAGAUGUUGCAAAGGAUAUACCCCCCCAGCAAGACUCCCAAGACCCUCUCUUGUCAUCAGACAGAAUGUAUGAGUAUGGGUCUAUCGAGAAAGUUAAAAACGGUUAUAUAAACCCAGAGAUGGUGCUGCAGGGAGAGAAAACAACAAAUACCCAACAGACUCGGAGGACAAUGACCAUGAAGUCACUGCUGAGGGCACUGGUGAGUAUGCCUCCCCACUACCGCUACCUUUGCAUCAGCCACCUCCUUGGAUGGACCGCCUUCCUGUCCAACAUGCUCUUCUUCACAGAUUUCAUGGGCCAGAUUGUGUACCAUGGGGAUCCCUAUAGUGCACACAACUCCACAGAGUUUCUCAUCUACCAAAGAGGGGUCGAGGUUGGAUGUUGGGGUUUGUGCAUCAACUCCGUGUUUUCCUCACUUUAUUCUUACUUUCAGAAAGUUUUGGUAUCCUAUGUUGGAUUAAAGGGUCUUUACUUCAUGGGGUAUUUGCUGUUUGGCCUGGGGACAGGAUUCAUCGGGCUCUUCCCCAACAUCUACUCCACCCUGGUCCUGUGCACCUCGUUCGGCGUGAUGUCCAGCACCCUGUACACCGUGCCCUUUAACCUCAUUGCCGAGUACCACCGCGAGGAGCAGGAGAAGCAGAGGCGGCAGGCCCAGGGAGGGGACGUGGACAGCAGUGGGCGAGGACAGGGCCUGGACUGUGCUGCCCUCACCUGCAUGGUGCAGCUGGCUCAGAUCCUGGUCGGAGGUGGCCUGGGCUUCCUGGUGAACAUAGCAGGGAGUGUUGUCGUCGUGGUGAUCACGGCCUCCGUGGUGGCGCUGAUCGGCUGUUGCUUUGUGGUUCUCUUUGUUAGAUAUGUGGCGUAGGUCAAUAAAGAGACAUUGUCUCCAAUCUCAGUGGA